CGCCAAAUGUUGAUGGACGAGAUGGACAUCAUGGCAUGGGUAACGAAACAGAGUCGUCGGGGACUGAAUCUGGGGCUGAUGGGGCUGGUGGAAAGUUGGGAAGACGAGAAUAACGUCUACUUUGUCAUGGGUUUGCACCGCGGCUCACUGCGGCAGUACAUGGAGCUCCAAUGUGAUCUCGCGUUGGACGGCGCUGAUCGUCAGAAGAAGUUCGAGUUGAAGCAUGUUAAGCAUCACGCAGAUAGGUUCUACAUGGCGCAGUCGAUUUUCUCACUCUGGCACCUGCACGGCGCCGGGGUGGUGCAUCGGGACAUCAAACCAGACAACCUCCUCCUUGACAAAUACGGCCGGUGCACCCUCGCCGACUUCGGUCUGGUGAUGCGCGCCGACGUCCCCGGCAAGGUCUCCUUUGAGAACGUCAUGUCCUCGCGAGAAUGCGGCACGGAGGAGUACUUCGCGCCCGAACAGCGCCGUGCCCUACCAUACAACUACAAGGUCGACAUCUGGGCGCUCGGCUGCGUCUGGGUAGAGCUCCUCGCCGGACUGGACGAACCGUGGACCCAACACGGCAGUUUCCCAGAAAAACACAUCGUCUACUACCGAACAAAGGGGGCCCGGGAAGGCGUGCGCGAAAGCGUAGUCGAGCUGAUCGGCGAAGAUCACCCUGCACUGGAACUCGUUCUAUGGGUGAGUCUUCUUGAACACGAGCGUUCUCCGACGCUCCUGGGUUCGCCAACGGCUGACCGGCCCACUGCAGAUGACCCAACCGGAUCCUGCUAA
Molecule: messenger RNA, 780 nt
Organism: Fomitopsis serialis
Lineage: Eukaryota; Fungi; Basidiomycota; Agaricomycetes; Polyporales; Fomitopsidaceae
Product: kinase-like domain-containing protein
Exons: 3
Coding region: 7-780 (257 amino acids)
Biological process (GO): peptidyl-serine phosphorylation; intracellular signal transduction
Molecular function (GO): protein serine/threonine kinase activity; ATP binding
Source: RefSeq, a predicted model, not a curated record